Molecule: messenger RNA, 3289 nt
Organism: Diuraphis noxia (Russian wheat aphid)
Lineage: Eukaryota; Metazoa; Arthropoda; Insecta; Hemiptera; Aphididae
Source: RefSeq, a predicted model, not a curated record
UGUAAACAAAACAAUUUCAUACAAAACAACUCCACCCAGUUACAUUUAAAAAUUCCUACACUACACCUGUAAAAAACGAAUACAGGAUACUAAGAUACAACAUUGACUAUUAACAUCGUCGAUAGUCGUGAUCAUUAUGUUUUUAAUGUUUAAUUAAUCGUUCAGUGCCUUAAUUAUUACUUUUUGUUUAACAUUUUAUUUGUUUGUACAACAUUAUUGUUUUUUUUUUCUUUUUAUAAAUGUGUGUAAAAGUCUGAAGAAGCGCUCUGACAAAAAAUGUUUCAUCCGACUUAUUUAUUGUUUAUGUUCGUCUUUUGGACGAACGCCCAGUACGAGUGGCAACCUAAAGAUGCGGUGGAUGAAAUCCGGCAUAAAUUAGACAAAAUAAAUGCUGAUAAUUGUGGUUUUCAACCGUUGAGCGAAAUAUAUUUGCCUGAAGACACUGUGUCACAUAUACCGGAUAUCAAAGAUGUUGUGAUCAAUCCUGUAUUCCCCAACCGUACGGCUCUGUUGCAUUUAAGCAACAUGGCAUUAAACAGAGGAUUUUUCUUUAGUUAUAUAUCACAAGCCAGAUUUAUACGUCCAGCAAUCAAUGAUACAUACGAUCCAGGUAUGAUGUAUUAUUUCUUGUCGACAGUUGCUGAUGUGUCAGCUAAUUCACACAUUAAUGCCAGUGCCAUAUAUUUUGCACCAAAUAUGUCUUAUUCACCAUCUUACAGAGGUUUUUUCAAUAAGACAUUUCCCUACUUUGCUCCCAGGACAUUUCGAGCUGACGAUUUCAAUGAUCCUAUACAUUUGGAAAAAAUGUCAACCUUAAAUACAUUUACUGUCAGAGAUUUGGGCGCAUUUUCUAAUGAAAGUCUUACACAGGAUUAUACAUCAAAACAUUACGGAACUAAUGAAUGGUAUUCAAAAUGGCUUCCUGAUAAUGUUGUUGGACGACAUGAUACUAAGACUACUUACCAAGUAGAAAUUCGUUAUGCCAAUAAUACAAAUGAAACACACACAUUCCAUGGGCCACCGGGAGCUGAUGAUAUUCCCGGUCCAAUUAAGUGGACAAGACCAUAUUUUGAUUGUGGACGUAGUAACAAGUGGUUGGUGGCAGCUGUUGUACCAAUCGCUGACAUAUAUCCUCGGCAUACUGGAUUUCGACAUAUUGAAUAUCCUACUUAUACCGCUGUAUCAGUAAUAGAAAUGGAUUUUGAGCGGAUAGACAUUAAUCAAUGUCCUAUAAGUGCAGGAAAUUCUGGUCCUAAUCGUUUUGCAGAUACUGCAAAGUGUAAAGAAGAAACUACAUUAUGUGAACCAUUGGAUGGUUGGGGUUUUCGACGAGGUGGCUAUCAAUGUCGAUGUUUACCUGGUUAUCGAUUAGGAAAUACAGUUCGUCGUCCAUUCCUGGGAGAAAUUAUUGAACGGGCUACACUUGAACAAUAUUACAGUGGCGUAUUUGACUGUAAACGAAUUGGAUGGCUUCAAAGUAAAAUUGUAUUCCCAAGUCAGUUAGAUCCAUAUCUACGUGAGCAAUAUUUAGAAAAAAAUUCAGAGUAUAAAAACUUUACUCCAGGAUUAGGAUCUUUAAAAGAUUCUCAUAUUAACAUUCAUGAAGUUAUCAAUGCCAUACGAGGCGUAAAUCCAAAUAAUUGCAAUGAUUUUCGUAAGGAAGACUUACAACUUUUAGGUGACUAUGGAUUUGGAGCCCAUCAACAAUUUGCUAAUGAAGCUAAAAUGGCUGUUCGACUUGCUAACUUUAUUAGUGCUUUCUUACAAAUAUCAGAUCCAAAAGAGGUUUAUUCUGGUACAAGAGUGGCUGACAAGCAUUUAUCAGAAGAUGAAAUGAUUGGAGAAGCAUUGUCUAUUGUAAUGGCAAAUUUUAAAAUAUGGUCAGCUGGUAUAUUCUGGGAUACAAAUAAAUUUCCUAAUCGUACUCUAUUUGCUCCAUAUGCUUAUAAAACUGUGAAUUAUGGUCGUAAGGUCUUUGUUGAAGAUUUAGCGAGAUUAAACCAGUCUGAUGAAGUAUAUACAAAUAAAGAAUGGUUUACUUUUACAAAACAACGAUGGUCUACUAAUUUUGAUAGUUUAGAAAAGUUUUAUGUAAAAUUAAAAUUACGAUACACUGAAGAAGGAGGUCAUUUGAACAAAUUUGAAUAUUAUCCAACCUUUUACAGAGCUGCAAAUUUGGAUCAUGGUUAUUGGUCAGCUCCUUAUUAUGAUUGUAAUGGUCCUGCAAAAGAUUGGUUCAUUCGUUAUGCUGUUCCAUUUUUUGGCUGGGAUAGUCUCAAGGUUAAAUUGGAAUUUAAAGGAGCAAUUACAGUCACCAUGCCACUUUUAAAUUUGGACAUAAAUCAAUGUCCCCACAAAUUUUAUGAACCCAAUGCAUUUAAAGGAACACAUAAAUGCGAUCAACGUAGUUCAUAUUGUGUACCAAUACAAGGGCGUGKUUAUGACACCGGUGGUUACAAAUGCGAAUGUAUACAAGGUUAUGAAUUUCCAUUUGAGGAAGAAGAUUUUACUUAUUUUGAUGGCCAAAUGAUGGAAGAUGAAUUUAUGCACAUGUUACAUAACAAUAAAACUAGGUAUGAUACUUUCAAAUGUCGUAUAGCUGGAGCUGCACUUCCUCUUAGUAAUGUUUUUUAUGUCAUGACAUUAGUCUUGUGUAGUUUAUUAAUGUGGGCUUAAUAGCUAGAAUUUAAAUUAGACUGAUGUGUUCUAUCAAAAAUGUAUUAUUUAAUUAUAUUAUAAGUUAAAUUGAUGUUUGAAAAUUACCAAAAGUUAUAGAUCAAUAACCUUACAAAUAUUUUAUUUUUAAUUUCAAUUAAUUUUGACUGAAUCUCUACUAUGAAACUCAACAUUUGAUUUGACAUACAUAUUCUCAAUAAAAUUAAGUUUUUAUGGAUACCUAAUAUUUUUAAUAGAUUACAUAAAUGUAUUUUUUAUACUCUUUCUUUAAAUUUAUCAUUUAUUUUAUUUUUAGUUUUUGUAUCUUGUUACAUAAGUUAAAACUGACAAAUGCAGUGCAUGCAUGAUGUAUGUCUUAAGUUUAAACUGAAUCCGUCCAUUAAAUGUGAUCAAAUAUUAAUUUUAUUUACGUUUAUGUUGAUAAUUAAGUUUUUAAUUCUCAUAUAUUCUUACUUCUAAUGUAAGAAACGCAUCAGUAUUUUUUUUUUCUUUUUUUUAUGAUACAAUAUUGUAAUAAUCAUUUUUAUAAUUUGUAUUUUGUUUAUAAUCAUGUUAAUCAACAMACUUAAGUUGACAAUACUUAGAUGGACUAUAUAAACUAAUAUUAUAUAAU